AGUGCAGUGCGCCUGCGCGCGCGGCUCGGUGGAGCGGUCGGCGGUCGGCGGCGGCUCGCGGCGUGCGUGCAGUCAGUCUUCUGCUGGUGCCGGCGGAGGGGGGUGACUGUGCCGGGGAGCGGACGGCGCGCCGCGUGCUGCCAUGGAGGAGGAGCUGCGCUGCCCCGUCUGCCAGCAGAUCUACAGUAAUCCGGUGCUGCUGCCAUGCGGUCACGCCAUGUGUCUGAACUGUGCGCUGCAGCGCCAGUGUCCGCCCUCCGCGGUGACCGUGCGGCCCGAUCCGGACGAAUCAGACACCUCGGGCUCAGACGUGGACAAACUGUCCGUGGCCAGUGAGACGGACAGUGGUGUGGUGUGCGGCAGCGGCGGCAGCCGGCCCGCCUCCUACCUGGGAUCACCCGAACCGGCCGCGCUCGCCCUGCUCUGUCGUAAGUGCGGCAAACACGUCUACUUUGACGAGCACGGCGCGUACAACCUGCCGCGCUACCGCACCCUGCAGAAGGUCGUGGACCGGUACGUCGAGGCUAAGGACGUGGUGCUCAAGUGUCAGCUGUGCGAGUCGAGCCCGCGCGACGCGGCCGUUCUCUGUGAGCAGUGCGAGGUGCUGUACUGCGAGCCGUGCCGGGAGCGGUGUCACCCCAGCCGCGGCCCGCUGGCGCAGCACCGUCUGACGGAGCCGCGGGCGGGCCGCGGCGGAGCUCCGUCGGCCAGCGCGCGUCACCCCGUGCCCUGCAGCUGCCCCGACCACCCCGGACAGCCGCUGGUCAACUACUGCGUCGACUGUAAGCUGGCCGUGUGUAACAGCUGCGUCCAGGACGGCAAGCACCGCGGCCACGAGCUCCAGUCGCUGGCUGUCAUCGCCAAGGCACACAAGACGGACCUGUCGUUUCACCUGCAGCAGCUGACAGAGCGCGCCAAGUCGGCCGCAGAUUACAUCCACCAGCUGAAGGGGCUCGCCGACGUGGUCACGGACAACUGCGCCGAGUUCGAGGCCACGGUGUCUGAGCGGUGUGACGAGCUGAUGGAGCUGAUCCAGCAGAGGCGCCAUCAGCUGAUCCAGUACCUGCACAGCACGCGAGACGACAAGAUCAGGAGCGUCAAACAGCAGGUGUCGCAGGCGACUGUUCGGCUUCAGCAAACGAACGGUCUUCUGAUGUUCUGUAUAGAGGCGCUCAAGGAGCGUGACGAUAGCGCAUUCCUGCAGAUCAGCCAGAUGCUGACCCACCGAGUGGCCUCGUAUGACCUGAUGUGGGGUCGUGACAUCACCGACCAGUCAAUCAACCCCGACCUGGACCUCAGUCUGGAAACGGACACCGUCCGCGCCGCCAUCCAGCAGUUCAACUUCAUCCAGAUGAAACCGCCGGGCCCGCCGACUCUCCUGGCUGAGGAGUGUACUGCGGAGAACAACCGCCUGCGACUCCGGUGGCGACCUCACCCCACCUCCCACCACGACGGCUUUAUCGUGCAACUCAACGACGGCGUGGGGUUCCAGGAUGCCUACUGCGGACGGGAGGCGCACUGUCUCAUCACCGGACUCCACUUCAACACACGCUACAAGUGCCGCGUGAAGGGAUACAAUAGUACCGGUGACGGUCCGCCCAGCGACGCCGUUAGUUUGAGAACCACCGACGUGGCGUGGUUCACGUUCGACCCCUCCGGCCGGCACCCGGACGUGUCUCUGUCCCGGGACAACAGCAGCGCCACCUGUGACUCGUUCGAGAGCAGGGUGGCGCUGGCGUCGGUCGGCUUCUCGCGCGGCACGCACUACUGGGAGUUCUCCGUGGACAAGUUCGACGGCAACGCCGACCCGGCAUUCGGCAUGGCCAGGGCCGGCGUCAGCAGGGACUGCAUGCUCGGCAAGGACAACAAGGGCUGGAGCAUGUACAUUGACGGCAAGCGCUCGUGGUUGAUGCACCAGGACAUCCACUCAGGCAGGGCCGAGGGCGGCAUCAAGGCGGGUGACACGGUCGGCAUCUUGCUGAACCUCACCGCGCAGAAGCUGACCUUUUACAUAAACGACGUCGUGCAGGGCCGGAUAGACUUUGGCGGGCUGCAGGGCACCUUCUAUCCAGCAGUGAGUCUGAAUCGUAACGUGGCGGUGACGCUACACACGGCACUGGAGCCGCCGGUGGGUGCCGACUGCUGAGGGGUCUCUAAUGUCGCCUAUCACUGAGGAUCCACCUAGCUGAGUGGACAUCACCGUUGUGGCAGCGCCUAUACCUGUCACCGUUGGAACCUGCGGACUCGAGUGUGCUGAGCUCACCGACACAACAGCUAGGGAAGGCACAGUGAGGUACUCUACUCAGAGUCGAGAUCGAGAACAAUCAGACCGGUCUGUGUGAACUGUGUGUACUCAAUGGUGGCAGGCUGGUGUAGCCGUGGGGCUCAGUCCAGUGAUCUCGAACGGACCAGACCCUGAAGAGCAGUCAGAUUGCGGACUCGGAGUCCGACAAUGGAUUGUGUUCUUUUUGCUGAAAUGCAGUCAGACCUCAGAGUCACUGAUGAGUUAUUUGUCUGUCUCAGAAGUCACACUCACUGCUUGUCACAUGGACAAGGCCGUUAUUGGAGCGCUGAGGCCGUCACUGCCGAUUGUGCUGCCACCUGCAACUGGCGGAAGCUGCCAUGUGUACUAUAAGUGACGCUGGUGUCAGUGUGCGGUACCUGAACUGUCGACUGCCGAGGACCGCGGGCGCUUUGGGGAGAGGUCCUUUGGCGUGCGCAGUCGUUCCUAAUCCGUGUCACUGGUCGUGACAGUCACUGUGGGCUGAAAUGUGUUCUGGGAGGCUGCUUAAACCUAGGUGAGUUAUUGUUUCAUGUGUGUCUAGGUUCAAAGAUGGGACUAAUGAAACGUUAUUGUUGCCGAGAUUAUGUUCUAAACAUUUCAGUCAAUAAUAUACUCUUUGCUGAAUGAACUGAGUAACAUUUUAGCUGCUGCUUCGAUGCAGUUGCAGUACAAUGUCACCUUACAUUAAUGCUGAAGAGUCUCUUACGUCAAACAGUAGUGCGUAGUUUCCACAAAACACCACGCAGAACACUUCUAAAUUUACAGGUGACAAAAUCAGAGCGGCAUAUUGUCGGCUAGCUCAUGUGUACGUGCUUUUGGUAUUUGUACCAUUUACUGCGCUCGGAUUUUACCAUGUGGGAAGGGCUUUGUGUCGGGAAAAUCGUACAUACAUAGAUGGGUAGAUAGGUUUCUAUGAUAGCUGUAGAGGUAGUGUAUUCUCGCAUUUUACCUACAUGCUGGUAAAUGCAGUGUUAUCGAACUGUAAGGCGAGCUUCGUAUGUAUGAUGUUGUUUAUGAUGGUGACAUCAUUUUACAUGUUUGCGGCAGUUUGUUUUAUUCAGUGGUAAAAUCAGUUAGGUGAGACACGACACGGUUGAUAUUUGCCGACAGCUGUCUUGCCUAAUUUAUGUCUUUAUUUACAACACAUGGCUCUGAAAAUCACUACACUUUAGCCUCAUGCCACGAAUAUGGUUACGCCUCUCCGUAUGGCCCUGGUUCUUUAUAUGUAUGAUCUAGUCAGCUGUGUGGCUUACAGAAACUUUGCCACGCCCCCCUCAGUGUUUGGCUGGCUGCCGUGAGGUCCCCCCUGUGUCACAAACCGGCACAUUCGUGCAUAUGCUGUACAUUGGCGCGCAUGUCCUGUUCAUAUCAGUGUGUGCUCUCGGCGACUGGCGAGUGACUGUUGAGGGGGGGGGGGCUGAGUGGGGUGAGAGGGCUUAUGGCGCUGAUUGAAGUGUGGGUGAGAUCCUUGAGCUGUGUACCAGAGCUCAGAACCCUGAGCGGUGUAUGUGUGUAUGCGAUGGUCGCGAUCCUUUUAUACAAUACACAGGACUAACGGAG
Messenger RNA from Amphibalanus amphitrite, 3844 nucleotides. Its product is annotated as E3 ubiquitin-protein ligase TRIM9-like. The record is from RefSeq and is a predicted model, not a curated record. Lineage: Eukaryota; Metazoa; Arthropoda; Thecostraca; Balanomorpha; Balanidae. Gene Ontology annotation, molecular function: protein binding; zinc ion binding. The coding region runs from base 143 to 2146 and encodes 667 amino acids. The transcript has 10 exons.